Messenger RNA from Menidia menidia (Atlantic silverside), 1185 nucleotides. NCBI's taxonomy places the organism in Eukaryota, Metazoa, Chordata, Actinopteri, Atheriniformes, Atherinopsidae. The record is from the annotation of a GenBank genome assembly.
AUGGUCUACUUGCUGGACACAGCAACGGACCUGGACUUGUUCAAAGUGCACGAACACACUGGAGAGAUCAGGACCACCAGGAGGAUCCUGGAGGACAACUCCACGUCGUUCGCUCUCACCGUUGUUGUGAAAGACCACGGCCAGCCUGCCCUCUCCUCCACGGCCACCAUCAAUGUUGCUGUCAUGGAGGUGCCACCAAAAGUUGUUCCUGACCCGAAGAAGACCAUGCGACCUCACAGCCCACUGCUCCUCUCCAACAUGACCCUCUAUUUGAUCGUGGCUUUGAGCGCGACAACCUUUGUGUUCCUCGUCACUGUGGUGGUGCUCGCCAUCGUCCGCUGUCACGCCUACUGCACCCAGCCCGGAUCCUGUUCCCCUUGCUGUGUGUCCCAGAAGCCUCCUCCAGAUGGUGGGAGCAGCAGCGUGAGUGCUGGUGGGCCAGGCGGUGGCGGAGCCCCAGGACAGCCUAACAACAAUGUAGUGCUUCGCAGAGACCUCAAAGUGGAGCCUCACUACAUAGAAGUGCGUGGCAACGGCUCCCUGACGAAGACGUACUGCUACAAGACCUGCCUGACAGCCACCUCAGGCAGCGACACCUUCAUGUUCUACAACACAGGGAGGCCCAUCAGUGGCACCUGGGGUAGCGGCGCUGAUCGUUUCUUCACCAGUGGAAGUGGAUUUGUACGGAGACUGAGCAUGCCAGAUGCCUCACUGCAAAUCUGCCCAGAGCCAAAAGCCCCAAACGCUGACUGGCGAUAUUCUGCAUCUUUGAGGGCAGGGGUGCAGAGUUCUGUCCACAUGGAGGAGGCCUCAGUGAUGCAGGGAGCCCAGGGGAUGCUGGUGCAAAACUGGCCCACUGUGUCCAGUGCUGCAGAUGGAGAAGGUGGUGGAGAGCUAUCCCCGCCAGUGGGUGCUGGAGUCAACAGCAACAGCUGGCACUUUAGAUAUGGAGCGGCACAAGGCUACGGCCCCCCUCAGCCCCUGAAGCCUGGAGAGAUUCCCCCCGAAGCGUUCAUCAUCCCUGGAUCUCCAGCCAUUAUUUCCAUUCGCCAUGACGGAGGCCCUGUAGAUGACAAAGGUGACUUCAUAAGCUUCGGCAAGAAGGAUGAGGCCAAGAAGAAGAAGAAGAAGAAAAAGGACAAGAAGGACAAAAAGGAUAAGGGAAAGGAUGAUGGUGAUGACUAG